UCCUUUCUCUCCUCUCGCUGCUCGCUGGCCGGCACAUGCCCUCCCUGCACUGCCAAAUGCGGCUGAGCGAAAGAGAGCAGUGAAAAAGAUAAAAGGAUUUCUGGAACAGAUAAAAAAACAGACGAGGGGCCGGAAAUCUUAGGAGACGUGGGAUGGAAAAGCAUCCGGGUUCUUUGCUCAUUAACCCUCAUGAGCUGUACUAUCUGAGAACGCAAAAAAGCAGAGACAAGAUGGAGAGGAAGAACAUGGAUGAGCAGAAUCAGUGUCAGAGAAAGUUAAAGGUGUGUGUGGCGACAUGCAACAGAGCGGACUACUCCAAGUUGGCCCCCAUCAUGUUCGGGCUCAAAUCCCACCCUGAUGAGUUUGACCUGGACGUGGUGGUGCUCGGCUCUCAUCUCAUCGAUGAUUACGGAAACACUUUUCGUAUGAUUGAGCAGGAUGACUUUGACAUCAAAUCCAAGCUUCACACCAUUGUGAGAGGAGAGGACGAGGCAGCCAUGGUGGAGAGCGUUGGUCUGGCUCUGGUGAAGCUCCCUGAUGUCCUUCAGAGGCUGCGCCCUGACAUCCUGAUCGUGCAUGGUGACCGCUUCGACGCGCUGGCUCUAGCCACCGCUGCAGCGCUGAUGAACAUUAGAAUACUUCACCUGGAAGGAGGAGAGGUGAGUGGUACGAUUGAUGACUCAAUCCGUCAUUCCAUUAGUAAACUGGCCCAUUAUCACGCGUGCUGCACACGCAUGGCAGAGCAGCACCUCAUCGCCAUGUGUGAGGACCACGCUCGCAUCCUGCUGGCCGGCUGCCCCUCGUAUGACAAGCUGCUGUCCACUCACCGAAGAGACGACUACAUGGAUGUGAUCAGGAGCUGGCUGGGUGACAAAGUGCAGGACCAUGACUACAUUGUGGCUUUGCAGCACCCGGUUACCACCGACAUCCAGCACUCCAUCAAGAUCUAUGGUCUGAUGCUGGACGCUCUGAUCUCCUUCAACAAAAAGACCCUCAUUCUCUUCCCCAACAUCGAUGCUGGGAGUAAAGAGAUGGUGCGUGUGAUGCGAAAGAAGGGCAUCGAGCAGCACCCUAACUUUCGGGCAGUGAAGCACAUUCCCUUCGAGCAGUUCAUCCAGCUGGUGUGUCACGCCGGAUGCAUGAUUGGAAACAGCAGCUGUGGAGUACGAGAGGCCGGGGCCUUUGGCACACCUGUCAUAAACCUGGGCUCACGACAGACUGGCAGAGAAACAGGUGAAAACGUUCUCCAUGUCAGGGAUGCGGACUCUCAGAAUAAGGUCUUUCACGCCCUGGAGCUGCAGUUUGGAAAGAGAUACCCCUGCUCUAAAAUCUACGGAGAUGGUAACGCAGUGCCUCGUAUUCUCAAGUUUCUGCGUACCAUUGACCUGGAUGAGUCCCUCCAGAAGUCUUUCUGCUUCCCUCCUGUGAAAGACUCCAACUCCCAGGACAUCGACCACAUCCUGGAGACACAGGCGGCUCUGGCUGUCGACCUGGGAGGGUCCAACCUCAGAGUGGCUAUCAUCUGCCAGAGGGGUAAGAUCAUAAAGAAGUACUUCCAGCCCAAUCCAAAGACUUAUGAGGACAGGAUGCAGCUCUUAUUAAAAAUAUGUGAGGAUGCCAGGCGGGACGCCGUGGGCCUCAACUGCAGGUUGCUGGGCAUCGGAGUGUCCACAGGCGGACGUGUGAACCCGCAGGAAGGUGUGGUCCUUCAUUCCACAGAGCUGAUCCAGGAGUGGUCCUCUGUGGACCUGAGAACACCCAUCUCUGACGCCCUGCACCUUCCCGUCUGGGUGGACAAUGACGGCAACUGUGCCGCUCUGGCUGAGAGGAAGUUUGGUCACGGGAAGGGAGUGCAGGACUUUGUCACCAUCAUAACAGGAACAGGUGUUGGAGGAGGGAUUAUCCACCAGAACGAGCUGGUCCAUGGCAGUACCUUCUGUGCUGCAGAGCUGGGUCACAUCAUGGUAUCGAUGGACGGCCCUGACUGUCCAUGUGGCAGCAGAGGGUGCAUAGAGUCCUACGCGUCCGGCCUUGCUCUGCAGAAAGAGGCAAAAAGGCUGCACGAUGAGGAGCUGCUGAAGGUGGAGGGGAUGGACAUGAAGAUGGCUGAGCCAAUCACUGCUGCACACCUCAUCAGUGCAGCCAAACUGGGAAACCCUCGAGCUGAGGCUGUUCUCAACAAAGCCUCCACAGCUCUGGGUGUGGGUAUCGUGAACAUCCUCCACAUGCUGAACCCCUCUCUGGUGAUUCUGUCGGGGGUCUUGGCCUCUUACUACCAGGCUCCGGUGCAGAAUGUCAUCUCUGAGAAAGCCCUCAUGUCUGCUCAGAACAUCAAGGUCCUUGUGUCACAACUGGAGGAGCCGGCUUUACUUGGAGCAGCUAGCAUGGUGUUGGACUACGCAACCAGGAGGACAUAUUAAAGAGACCGCUAGGAGAGACUGCUACCGACCAGAUGACUGGAUAACUGAAACUAGUACUGACCAGAUAGAUGCAGAAACACAUCUAAGGGAUAUUUUUUAAGGCUUCAGUGAAAGACAACACAUUAAAACUAUCAUGCCAGUGCCAGGAUUUGAACACAUUUUAAAAGUAUGGAGGUGUGCCAGUUGUUGUAUCUAGCCAGUGAUACAUGUUCUGUGAAGUGGGUCCAAUGCAGGGGCCAGAUAUGCCACCUUUUUUUAUUUUCUAUGCCUCCCAGUGAAGUCGAGCUUGAGAGCAAACAAGCCAAAAUGUCCCCUUGAAGGAAUUGAAUCCUCGCUGCUCUUAAAAUAAUGUCGGAGGAAAAGUCUGUCGUGAUGAAAGCUUGGUUCAUACGUGACCAAAAUAUUUCUGAAACAUUCUCCUGAAGCUUUCUCUCAAUUCUUCUGUUUUUCAUAUCUUUUUUAAAAAGUUUCAAUCUCAGUGGUGGGAUAGGAGUUUCCGUUAUUACGUUACAUUUCCAUGUCAUGUUAGUGAUUAAAUUAUUAAAGGUUCUGGGAGAGAAAAUAAGUGCUGAAGAAAAAAGUUCCUUUUGGUUGUGAAGGCUUUCUAUGAAAUCUGAGGUUAAGGAGUAAAAACGUUUUGCUGGAGGGUGUCAUUGAAAUGAUAAUGGCUGCUACACGAUGACAAGGACCCGGGGCUGAGUGUUCUGUCAGGGUCCAGGUUCAAUUUCUGUUUUUCUUUUGUAUUAUUUUAUUAUUAGUCAUUACCACAGACCUUACAAACUUUGAGACUGAUUUCUAAAGUUUAUUUACGCCUUCUCGAGAUAUUCUGUAUCUCAACAUCUGCUUUCUUUGUAUGUGGUACUCUGUGCCGUAUUGUACAUUACAUGCUUAAUGAUCAUUUUAAAUGGAAUAACUUUUGGUUUCUUUCCAAAUAAAUGAAACUCUUGUUAUAGAUAUG
Notolabrus celidotus (New Zealand spotty) is the source of this 3378-nucleotide messenger RNA. RefSeq names its product bifunctional UDP-N-acetylglucosamine 2-epimerase/N-acetylmannosamine kinase-like. The record is from RefSeq and is a predicted model, not a curated record. The transcript is spliced from 14 exons. NCBI's taxonomy places the organism in Eukaryota, Metazoa, Chordata, Actinopteri, Labriformes, Labridae. The coding region runs from base 153 to 2420 and encodes 755 amino acids. Gene Ontology annotation, biological process: UDP-N-acetylglucosamine metabolic process. Gene Ontology annotation, molecular function: N-acylmannosamine kinase activity; hydrolase activity, hydrolyzing O-glycosyl compounds; UDP-N-acetylglucosamine 2-epimerase activity.